This is a messenger RNA of Bactrocera latifrons, 3927 nucleotides long. It is a transcript of the gene ewg, whose product is annotated as DNA-binding protein Ewg. The transcript is spliced from 7 exons. Gene Ontology annotation, cellular component: nucleus. Gene Ontology annotation, molecular function: RNA polymerase II cis-regulatory region sequence-specific DNA binding; DNA-binding transcription factor activity, RNA polymerase II-specific. Gene Ontology annotation, biological process: regulation of transcription by RNA polymerase II. The record is from RefSeq and is a predicted model, not a curated record. Lineage: Eukaryota; Metazoa; Arthropoda; Insecta; Diptera; Tephritidae. Bases 559 to 3084 code for a protein of 841 amino acids.
ACCGACUGAGUUCUAUGCUGACGCAUGGCAAUAUUGAUUUUUCCACCUUUUCCAGUCAGUUUUGUGCGCUUGUAUGCGCCGUCGCUCAGUCUGUGGGGUGGUUAGUCGUUGUGUGGAAGUCUUUGAAAUUCGGUUGUCACGCCAGUGCGUUUGCGUUAAAGAUUUGUGUGAAAUGUUAAAACAAUAGUGAAAUGACUUUGUGCGCAGUUCAAAAGCACAUUUAAUAAAUUUGUGAAACGAAAUGCCACUAUUUUUAAAUUCAUAAUUCUCACAAAAUCGAGCAAUUUUUGUGGCUGCCAGUGUUCGUUGCUAAAAUAAAAUACACCUCAGCAUCCAGUACGUCCUUGAAGUAAUAAUUUAAACCGCGAUCACUUAUUGCGGGUAUGACAUACAAAUGUCACUCCACGUGUAGUCGCUCUGUGAAACAGUGGAAACCUAACCAAAGAUAGGGCCAGGAGCCCAGUAAAUUAAAAUAGCUAUAAAUUAAGUAUAACUGUAAGAAUUUUAAAGUAAUCCAGUAACUGGUUAAGUAAGAAAUCGACAGAAACCAAAUAUAAAAUGAAUGUGACCACCGUUUCAACCGGCACCAGCACUGGCAGUAUCAACGCUACCCAACAGACGACCAAAACAUACAAAAUCGAAAUGUUGGAUGAUGGUCAACUUAGCAUGGCCUCAGAUGACGACGACGAUGAUUUGAUAAACAGUGAUGAUAGUAUUUACGAUGACGCCGAUCUGGCACAUAUAACGGUGCAAGAUGAUGUGGCCAACCAAUUGGCUGCAGCCGGUCCGGUGGGUGUGGCUGCUGCAGCGGCGAUUGCAUCGUCGAAAAAACGAAAACGCGCACACUCGUUCGAGACGAAUCCAUCGGUGCGUAAACGACAACAAAAUCGUCUACUGCGGAAACUGCGCGGUAUAAUUUAUGAGUUUACUGGACGGGUGGGCAAACAGGCCGUGGUGCUGGUGGCUACACCCGGUAAGCCAAAUACCAGUUACAAAGUUUUUGGUGCCAAACCGUUGGAGGAUGUGGUGCGAAAUCUGAAGAACAUUGUAAUGGAUGAGUUGGAAAAUGCACUCGCACAGCAAGCACCGCCGCCACCGCAAGACGAUCCCUCACUUUUUGAGCUACCACCCUUGAUUAUUGAUGGCAUACCAACACCAGUGGAGAAAAUGACACAGGCUCAGCUGCGCGCUUUCAUUCCGCUCAUGCUUAAGUACUCGACUGGUCGCGGUAAGCCUGGUUGGGGACGUGAAUCUACUCGACCGCCUUGGUGGCCCAAAGAGCUGCCUUGGGCAAAUGUACGCAUGGACGCGCGCUCCGAAGAUGACAAGCAGAAGGUGAGAAUCAGCUGGACUCAUGCUCUGCGGAAAAUCGUCAUCAAUUGUUACAAAUACCAUGGAAGAGAGGAUUUAUUGCCAACUUUUGCUGACGAUGAAGACAAGAUUGAAAUGCUGGAAGGCGAGGAGGACGAUGAGAUGGAUGAGCACGAACCCGCGACAACAUCAACAACUAUACAGACGGUUGCUAAUGCCUCAACAAAUACAACAAACCAAGUGAAUGUCGUAAAGAUCAACAGCGCCGGCACAGUUAUCUCUACGCACACGGCCAAUGCUCAAGCACAAGGCAACGCUGUGCCUACAAUUAUCCAAAGCACCAACAACCAACACAUAACAACCACCGCAACGCUUCCAGCCUCGACUAAGAUCGAAAUUUGCACAGCACCGGUACAAACGGCUAGUCAGGCGUCACAGGUACAGCAACAGGCCAAUGCCGCUGCCGCACAGAGUAUUGCAAACGCGCAGGUUUGCAUCGAGCCGCUGACUUUGGGCGAUGUAGAUUAUACCACACAAACGGUGUUGUCCACAAUACAAAAUGCUGACGGCACAGUGUCUCUGAUUCAGGUAGAUCCGAAUAACCCUAUAAUCACUUUACCCGAUGGCACAACGGCGCAGGUGCAAGGUGUAGCCACCCUACAUCAGGGCGAGGGUGGUGCUACUAUACAGACUGUGCAAAGUUUAGGCGAUGUCAAUGGUCAUGAAAAUAUGACUGUGGAUUUGACAGAGGCGACUGUGGCCCAAGAUGGUCAGAUUUAUAUAACUGCUGAAGAUGGACAGGGUUAUCCUGUUUCGGUGAGCAACAUGAUAACAGUACCGGUCUCUGCAUCCAUGUACCAGUCUAUGAUGGCCAACAUACAACAGAUCCAUACGAACGGUGACGGCACAGUGUGCAUCACACCGAUGCAGGUAGAUUCUCGUCCCAAUAGUAGUAAUAGUAGAAGCAACAGCCACAAUACCAACAAUAGUAGAAACCAUUUUCAAUGUUAUACCUUAACAGCAGCACCAGGUGGGCUGGGCGCCCGACUAAUUGCAACAGCGCCAAGUACAGCCUUGCCUUCGACAGAGAAUCAAAGCCAAACAAAUUUAGCCAAUAAUAAUGUUACGAAUUGCCAAAUAUUUAAUCAGUGUAAUUUAAGUAAUAAUACAUCUAGUCAAAUUAGCCGCUCCGACCACAGCCAGCACCAUCAACAGAGGCAACAACAAUUGCCAGCCAUUCCCGGCACAGCGAAAAUAUUCAUUAACACCGCUAGCUUCGCAACCAUAAACAAUAACAACUCAUUAAACACUAAUAACAACAAUAAGUUCGGGAAUUUAGCCAAUACUGCUGCGGUAGUGCCGCUGUCGCUACCAAUUAUGGUGGCCACCGCCGGAGUGCCUACGGCCACCAGCAGUGCAAGUUCUAACGGUUCGACCGGCGCUGAAACGGGAGCUGGUGCAAGUGGUGCGAAUGCAACUACCACAAGAACGACGGGCAAAAGGGGUGCACAUAAGCGGCGUAAACAAACUAUUGGCAAAGUGCCACCCGUUAAAUUGGAGAGGUGUGCAGCCAAAACCCUACUUCAGGGUAAUAUAAGUUUUGUAGACGAUGAUGUGGAUGGCCAAGCUAACGGUUCGCACGACAAUGAUAAUGUGGUCAAUGAUGAAGGCGAUGGUGGUGCUGGAGAUGGUAGAGGCUCAGAGGCAAAUAUAAACAUGUUAGGAGUAGGCCUGCCAGGGAAAAUUAUAAAAAGUGAAAACGUAGAAAACUAAAGGAUCGCGUAGAAAUUCAUAAUACAAAUUAUUAUUAUAUAUUUCGAUACACAUACAUAAGUGCUUAUGUAUGUGUACAUAUCUCGUUGAUUUAAAACUUAGCCAAAGUAAUCCACAAUUUACAAUCUCACAACGGUGUUUUUGUUUCUAGUCAACAUACAUACAUAAUUAACAAAUCGCAAACACAUCGCACAUUCAAAUAAGUUUAUGUUUGGGGAGUUGUAAACUCUCUCAAUAAUACCCAAUGAUAAAUGGGGGAUGUGUAGUGAACCACCAAGUGCCUUUAAAGAUUUGAACGUAGUGAGAGUUGCGCUUUGGAAAUGAAGCUUUACUUGGAAUCAUAUAAGAAAACUCUAGAAGCGCCUUAAUUCGUAAAUGUUUGUGAAACAUACUUGCCAUUGUUGUUUAAUUUUAUUUGUUAGUUAUAUUCUAAUUUGCUGCAUAGUUUAAUUCACAUUAAUUAUUUUAUUGUUUGUUUACAUUUAUGCAGUCACUUUGCAUAAUCGAUAUUUAUCGAUUUUUUUCACUUUUUAGCUUUAUCCUAUUAUUAUAGAAUGUAUACACCGCAUAUACACAAAAGCAAAACAUGUAUAAUAUUUUAAGAUUUUUUUUUUGUAGAUUUAUCGUAUGAUUUGUAAUUGAUAGCCAAAGUUGAUGUAACGAACCCACAUUGAAAUAAGUAAUUGGAAAUGUUCCUAGCUUAAAUAUGUACUAAUAUUAAUUUUAAAUCACGAAUUGAUCGUCAAUGAGCCCACUUGCUAAUGCGAAACAAAACCAAAUAUGAAAUCUUUAGCUUAUUGUUGUAUUUUACAUACUUAUGUACAUAUACAUAAAUAUAACAUA